AUGGUAGUCGGCACGUUAUUAAGUCCGAAUAUUAUUCCCAUCAACACAAACAAUUCUACUCCUAAGCAGGCUCCGUGUAGCCCUGAUGAACAAGUGGUGCUGAAUGUUGGCGGUGAACACCAUGUGGUUCACACUUCAGACAUGAGACGCUAUCCCAAUACGAUGUUCGCUCGUAUGGUGGACCAAAUUUGGAGGAAAGAUUUAGGUCCGAAAACCAUAUUUAUCGAUCGAUCUCCGAAAUAUUUCAAACUGAUUCUGGAGUUUAUUGUACAUGGGACUGUACAUCUCCCACGAUCUGACAUAGAGUUGGCUGAAAUUAUUCAGGAAGCCGAAUUAGACGAAUUGAUAUCGUUGGUUAUACGUGAAGAUCGUCGUUGCUUUGGUGAAGGACCGCCCUUUUUCCCGAAAGACAGAGUCGUUUGGAAAACGUGUAAUUUUUGGAGACAGAUGAUAGCCAGAGGUUGGAGUUUCGACGGCAACAAGGCGCAGUUACCAUUAUGUUUCACGCAUUUCACU
This is a messenger RNA of Cooperia oncophora, 516 nucleotides long. Lineage: Eukaryota; Metazoa; Nematoda; Chromadorea; Rhabditida; Trichostrongylidae. The record is from the annotation of a GenBank genome assembly.